Messenger RNA from Anoplopoma fimbria (sablefish), 3709 nucleotides. It is a transcript of the gene tnfsf12, whose product is annotated as TNF superfamily member 12. Gene Ontology annotation, cellular component: membrane. The record is from RefSeq and is a predicted model, not a curated record. Gene Ontology annotation, molecular function: receptor ligand activity; tumor necrosis factor receptor binding. The coding region runs from base 512 to 1252 and encodes 246 amino acids. Gene Ontology annotation, biological process: immune response. The transcript is spliced from 6 exons. NCBI's taxonomy places the organism in Eukaryota, Metazoa, Chordata, Actinopteri, Perciformes, Anoplopomatidae.
CUCAGAGGAGGAAGCCGUCUGGUGUCCUGCUCCUCUUACGCACACCUCGCUGGCUUUUACGCACCAGAGCUCUCCAAGGGACGCGCGUAAAAGUGACCCUCCAAGUCUGUGUGUGUGUGUGUCUGUCUGUGUGUGUGUAUGUAUAUGUGUGUGUGUGUGUGUAUGUGUGUGUGUGUGUCUGUCUAAUAGAGUGACCCCCCAGCACGCCUGUUUAAAGGGAAGACAAGGGAGCUGAGUCAACGAAUCACAAAGCGAAGGAUGCAACAGUUGCAUUUGGAGACACGCAGAGGAUGGUGGCUUUGAUCUGUGUGGAGGAAACAUCGGAUGUUUUGUUGCGUUAACAAGAAUCCAUCAUCUGCAUUAAAGACCAAAACAUCUGUCCUGUGCAGUGCUGGUUUGGUUUGUCAAAUGCACAUUUGGACAGAAAGGCGUUUGGAGAGGUAAUAUGAAGCUGGAGUGCGGAUCUCGGAUGGUCUGCAGCGGCGAGUAGCAGCUCGCAGUCUGCACCAACAUGCAUCGGAUUCUGCAGAGGAGGAGAGUACGCAAGCUGCGGGUCGUCUGGGCUUCUCUGGCGCUGGUGGCUCUGUCCAUGGCGGCGUGCAGCGCACUGUUCACGGCCUGGACCUGGAGACAGACUCGGGACCUGUCCCAGUCCUUCAAGAUCCUGCAGGACCGCAUGGAGCAGGUCAACACACAGAGGAAGGCCAUUGUUCAGCUCAUUCUGGAGAAGAGGGAGCUGCUGGUGGGGCAGAGAGUGAAAAGAGACGGGGGGGCGCAGCGAGGGAGGAAUGGAAAUGGAAAGAAAGCGGCGUCUCAUUUUGAAAUAACCAAAGUCUCCUCUCAGCAAGUGGGAGAGGGCGGUGUGAUAAAGGGCUGGGAGGAGAGGAUGUUGAAUAUGAGUAAAGCAGUGAGGUACAACAAGGAACAAGGUACCUUCACCGUGGAGAAAGCCGGCGUCUACUUCCUGUUCUGCCAGGUGUUGUUCAAUGAGCAGCAGUCUCAGUACGUGAAGCUGGAUGUGGUGACCAGCGGCCUGAGGCCUCAGAAGCUGCAGUGCAUGGAGGGAUACGGGACGACCCCCUCCGCCGGGCCGCACCCGUUCCACUUCCUGAAGCCCUGCCAGGUGUCUGGCCUCAUGCGUCUGGACAAGGGCACGGAGCUGCAGGCCAUCACGGGCUCGUCCUUCAGACUCCACACUCUGGGCAGUACAUCAGCCUCGCCUCACAUCUUCAGCAUCUUCAAAGUCAACUGAGGAUACUCGACUGGGAACAACAACAUGAACUUCUUAUUUUUUGUUGUUGUUGUUGUAUGGAUGAGAUGCUUCUUCCUUCAUGGUUAAAACAGUCAGGAGCAGUCUGGGGGCAUCACAUCGUGCCACACAGCCUUUUUCCAAAAAAACUUUAAUAUGAAACACGACUCUGACAUCGUGAAAGUUUUUGUGGAGUUUUUAUUUUUUCUCUGGACAGCUGUGCUGUUUUGGAACACAAAAACACAGACUUUUGGAUUAAAACCAAGACCCGAAGUGGACAAAAAUGCCUUGAAUGAAUGUCUGCAGAGAGAACAGAUGUGGAGGAAGCUGUGCUGUAGAUUAAGGGCUUCUUAUAAAAAGAGAAAUACUCGGAUGUUCACCUUAGCCUUUGUAUAAUGUAAUAAAAUGUGCUUACACUCUCUUUAGAAGACUGACAGUAAAGCUGUGCAUGCACCUUCCACUUUUAUAUCACCGGUGCCUCGAGAUGCAAAAGGGCACGUCUGCAAGCGUCAGAUCUCGACACUAUAAACAUGAGUUGUCAAUGAUAUUUUAUACAAUGCAGCGUCUGUGCGUGUGAAAUGGGAUGAAUUGAGCAUUACUUGUUUAUACUGAUAUUAUGAUCUUAACAAUGCAAUGAGUGUCUGAGUGUGAAGUCUUUUCUUUAAACACUUUCUAUGUACUUCACGCAUAUUUUACUUUUGAAUUUUUAAACAACAUUGAUGUGAAUUUGUGCUCAAAUUUGAUUGUAAGGUAUUUGUAUGUAUAGUAUCAUUGGCUUGACUUUUGGAGAGUACAUGCAAGUUUGGGUAAGCAUAGCAUGGAGGUUUAAAUGUAUCUAUGUCUCUCUAUUUUCUGCCUUUGUUAUCUGUUUGAAGGCACAAUAACCAUCACUUCAAGAUAUAUUGUUAACCAUCAGAAAAUAGUUAAUUUACUAUAAAGAGUCAUUCAAAUGGUAUUGGAAAAGUUCUCAUGAAUCCAAAUCUUUACUGAAAGUUGAUAUUAAAUAUUACACAGAUUUUGAAUUAAAAAAAAAUGAUUGUUUGGGAUUCUCUGUCAGAAAAAGACAUUAAUAUAAACCUAAAGCAAAAUUCGAGAUCGAUAAUUUACAGUCUGAUGAGCAUGAAGACUGUCACCAACUUAGCUUAGCAUGUUAGCUUGCUAACAUUUUGCUUGUUAGCACUUAACACAAAGUACAGCUUAGGCUGAUGGGAAUGUUAUUGGUUUUUACAGGUAUUUGACGAUGAACCAAAACUUGGUCAACUAAAAAAUUAUUUUUUAUGUUUUUUGCCCUUCGAUGACUCAAAUUGAAUUACUUUCGUAAAGUCAGAGGUAGAGAAAAAUGAUCUUGACCAAUGCACAACUCUGAAAUAACAUGAAGAAAAUAAAACCUUCACCCAUAGGUUUGGGAAAUGACUAUUUAUCUUGGUUAUAAACGUUUUGAUGACCUCCCAGACAAUUGAUUUAGAAAGAGAUUGAUUGUUUAAAAUCCAAUAUUCAUAUUAAAAAAAAUCAAAUUAAGCAUCUGAUGCUUGUCCUGAAAGGUUUCUCAGUCACGUUGUAAGACUGUCACUUUUUUAUUUUGGAAAUGAAAUUCCUUCCAUUCUCUCAUAUGCCGCUGCUUUCUGUAAUAUUCUUCGCUACAAUACAAACAGUGUGUAUUUCUAGCAGUGGGUUCAGCACUCCCACUCUUGUUUAUAAGUAGUUUUUGUGGACGGACCGCAUUGGUUCCUCCUCAGCACUUUACUGCAGCGAACGUGGUGUUUUUUAAUUGGAGCCAAACAUUUAUGUUUUCAAAUGGAAAAAAUGUCAGAUUUUGAAAUGUAGACGUUAUAUCCUGUUUGAUUUCCUCAUUGUUUUCCUCUUCUUCCUUUUUGUGUCUGCCUCACCCACCACCAUCACACCCCCGUGCACCUCAUAUUUCCAUGUCAGCACCGAUCAAACACACACACACACACACACACACACACACACACACACACACACACACACACACACACACACACACACACACACACACACACACACACACACACACACACACACACACACACACACACACACACACAGAGCAGCCGUCUAAAUUUUCACUUCCUGAAUCUGAACCUGAACCACAUAGCUGAAGGUCUUUGAGAAUAAACAUGCAUGCACACACACACACACUCACAGUCUUACACACUUCCCUGCCCCGAUUCCUAUUUUUCUAAAUGUCAAAGUUUAUUAUCACAUCCAAAAAUUUUCUUGUGAAGUCUUGUGAAGAAGUUCUCUGUAAAAUGAUGAUUUAUGCAAUGCCUGGGCGUAUUUUUUUUAAAUGUCUUCUCAACUCACUCAUAACGGUUGAAUAAACUUUUUUGUUGUUGUUUUGGAAAGUUCAUAAAGUCUAGAAAAACAGCUUGUGUGCCUCCACAAUUGUGAGCAGAAAAAGAAAUGAGUUGUCAAAAUGUUAGAAAAUGGAAUAAAUUG